Molecule: messenger RNA, 1764 nt
Organism: Pectinophora gossypiella (pink bollworm)
Lineage: Eukaryota; Metazoa; Arthropoda; Insecta; Lepidoptera; Gelechiidae
Product: carboxypeptidase N subunit 2-like
Exons: 9
Coding region: 70-1539 (489 amino acids)
Molecular function (GO): protein binding
Source: RefSeq, a predicted model, not a curated record
AGCACCGUCACAUUAUUUAGUUAUUGAAUUAUAAAUCGUGUACGAGAAAAGCGUAUAGGUUAUGUCGUUAUGAGAAAAUUAAAUUGCGUUUGUGUGUUCCUGUGUUUAGUGGUCGAGUUUCAUUAUGGAGCUAUGCAGACGGAAAAUGUUACAGAGUCAGGAACACAGAUGGAGCUAGUUACGUCGUCAGCACCAACUGACCUGGUCUGCAGCACGUGCUCCUGCGAUGCUGGAGCGGUGGAUUGCCAAAAGCGAGAUAUACGGAGACCGUUCCUGUGGGAAGACUGGGAAGGUCUCAAACCCCACCAGCCAACAUCAGUAGACCUGAGCUUCAAUCCUCUAGGUUCCCUUACAAAGAUAGCUCCCCUGCCGAUCCAGCACCUGACUCUAUCCAGCUGUGAGAUAGAAAGUAUCCAAGGGCGGAGCUUCAGCAAACUGGCGGACCUGGUCACCCUGGACUUGAGUUACAACAAGAUCGUCAGUCUGGAUCGGCAGGUAUUUGAAGGCCCUACAAUACCAGGUCAAGAGCCUCAGCCAUUUGCGAAGAUGAGGACCCUGAAUCUGUCCCACAACGAACUCCACGCGCUGCCCCAAGACCUGUUCAUCGCUUUGCCAGAACUGACGACUUUAGACCUCAGCGGUAACCCACUGCGGUAUAUAGACCAGGUUACGAUGGCUGCUGUUACCAUGCUGACUAAAUUGAAGGAAUUGAAUCUCAGCAGCUGUGAGCUGGAGACCCUCCCCGAGGGUCUGUUCCGUCGUCAGCGUCGUCUGGAGCGCCUGGACCUCUCCGCCAACCUGUUCACCAGCGUCCCUGCUACCCUCGGCGAGACCGCCAACUUGGUCUACUUGAGACUCGAUGAGAAUCCUUUUGCCAGCUUGGAUGAGGGCACAGCUAUAUCAAAACUGACCAGCCUUCAAGAGCUUCACCUCAAUCGGCUCAGCAAACUCCAGUCCAUAUCUGAAGGCGCUCUCGGACAGCUAGAGAGCCUGACCUCUCUAUACCUGUGCUGUAACCGUAGACUGACCACGCUAGACCCUGGCUUCUUGAUGUGGACUGAUGAGCUGGAGGUCGAGAGGUUUCCUUUGCUUCAAAAGCUCCACCUGAACAACAAUAACCUGUCCAUCAUCAGCUCCGAGUACCUGGACCGCUGGGACCGACUGGUGGAGGUGGACGUCAGCAACAACCCAUACACCUGCGACUGCCACAUCCAGUGGAUGAUAGAUGUACUGGUACCGCUCCUCAACUCCACUGGUGAUGCUUCCAACAUGGUUUGCAAAAGACCUCAAGAGGUCCGUGGUAUAUCCUUGGAUAAACUCAGCGCUAUGUCCAAGACGUUGACAUGCCCAGACACGGAAAACCUCACACAACACCCAGCAUCUGAUGGUGCUAUUAUCUUAGGUAUUAUGAUAGGUAUAUUCGUGACAUUCCCGCUAGUGUUUCUAACCGUGAUAGUGUGGAGAAGAGGAUAUUUUACCAAGUGUCGUGCGAGAGUGAUACGUGUGAAGGAAUAUGACGAAGAUGACGAUGCAUUUUAGAGUUAUAUGCAGGGUGUUAGUCAUCGUAACGACGGAAAACACUUGAUAUUAACUCAGAAUCAUGGACCGAAUCAUCCCCCUCAGUGUUCGUUACGAUGUCACUAACACCUGUAUUUGAUUUGAUUACAUUAGGUAAUAGGUACUUCAACCGUGGUGUCUUAUGACAUAUGACAUUAGUGUAGUGAGAUAAUUAUGAUAUUUCACAAAUUUUAUAAUAAGGUAAUU